CCUAAAAAAAAAAUUGGAUACUUGCUGUAGAGAGAAGCAGCAAAAUCCAACAACAACAGCAACAUGUGUAUUUGUUAUUAUUCUUAAUUUCCACUCUAUAGUUGUAAAAUAUGUAUGUUUUUAUUACUAGUACUGAGUUUGUGUUGUGAGGAGAGAGAGAGAGAAAGAGAGAAGAAAAGAACAAUUUUAAUUUAAUUUAAUUAAAUUAUUUGUUUUACGUUUGUAGCAACCGUUGGAUCAUUCUGGUUUUCGAUCUGUACUUUGGUCGCUGAGACAUAGCCAUGAAUGCUAUAGAUCCGAGUGUCUAAUACAACAUUCGUCGCAUUGUAAUUCGCAUUCAACCUCUUCCAAAACUUGGGAUCUUAAACUGUUUUCUUCUACCUUCCACGUUGUCGUUGAACCAAUUUUGACUUGGGUCAAUUUUCCCAAGCUUGGGAAUUGAGAUAAAUUUAUGGGUGCUACUGGUUAGGUUUUAUAUUUUGGUUUAUUUGGAGGCGUCUCGGUAAUAUUUGCCUGCUACUGGUUUGGGAAGUGGAGAUGCCGCCUUCCCCAGCGAUGAGAUACUCUCCGGGGAGAGAGGCGAGAGGAGAUGGCCAUAAGCGGAGGCACAGUCUUGAAAGUGGAAUACUUUUCCGGGGGAAUGAUGACGAUCUUGCUUUGUUCAAUGAAAUGCAGACUAGAGAAAGAGAUAGUUUUUUGCUCCAGUCUUCAGAUGACUUGGAAGAUUCGUUCGCUACAAGGUUGAGACAUUUAUCUGAUGUCAAUGUUGGAAUCUCCAUUCCUGGGCGGCGAGGAACUAGUGACUUGCUUAAUAUAGAUGGCGACAAGAAUGACUAUAACUGGUUAUUGACACCCCCGGAUACACCACUGUUUCCUUCAAUGGAUGAAGAUCCACCAUUUGCUAAUGUUGCAAGUAGAGGAAGGCAGAGUAAACCCAUUUCUAUAUCAAGAUCAUCUACGAUGGAGAAAAGUCGCAGAAGCAGUAGGGGCAGUGCAAGUCCAAAUCGUUUAAGUCCAUCUCCUCGUUCGGGAACUAAUACAUCGCAAGCAGGAGGAAGGCCUUCAUCAUUGCCAAAUUACAGUCCAACGUCCUCAAGUUUACGGUAUGCCACUCCAUCAAGAAGAUCAUCUCCACCUCCAAAUAAGCCCAUUACACCUGCUUCCAGGUCUUCCACUUUUACUCCACGGAGGUUGAGCACUGGUUCGAGUGGCUCUAUUGUCUCAUCUGGAGUUAGGGGAACUUCCCCGGUUAAGACAACUCGUGGAAACUCAUCAUCACCAAAGAUACGGGCAUGGCAAACUAAUAUACCUGGCUUCUCUUCUGAAGCUCCUCCCAAUCUCCGUACUUCGCUGGCUGAUCGACCGGCAACAUAUGUCAGGGGUUCAUCACCAGCAUCGAGAAGCGGUAAGGAAUCCACGCCCAAAUUCAGCAGGCAAUCAAUGUCUCCAACUGCUUCUAGAAGCAGUAGCUCUAUUCAUAGUCAUGAUCGUGACCCAUUCAGCUCACGCAGCAAAGGUUCUGUUGCAUCAUCUGGCGAUGAUGAUCUAGACUCUCUUCACUCCAUCCCAGUGGGUAGCUUAGACAAAUUGAGUUCAAGAAGAGAUAGUUCUUUUUCAACCAACAGAACUCCUGCCAUUUCCAAGAAAUCACCCAGGAUGAUGUCCCCAAAUUCUGCUCCUAAAAAAUCAUUCGACUCUGCUUUCCGUCAAAUGGAUAGGAAAAGCCCUCAAAACAUGUUCAGGCCACUUUUAUCAAGUGUUCCUAGUACAACCCUUUAUGCUGGCAAUGCAAAUUCUGCACAUCGAUCCCUUGUGUCUAGGAACUCCAUGGCAACAAGCAGCAAUGCAACCUCUGACCGAGUAACAAUUUUUGCUCAUGAUACUGAAGGGAUUGACCAUAGUCAAGAUGAUAUGGCAAGUGAAACUGACAAGAUGUUAUAUUCUGAUUUGCAUGAAGAAGUGUUUGCCUUUGAUAAGAUUGAUGGACUAGAUGCCAAUAUUGAACAUGAGAUCAACAAGGAAUCAGUUGAUCUUCUGCAAAAUCAAAACAAAGGCCCCAAUACUGUUUUUGGUCCAACUGAUGCUGAAGGCAAUGAAUGUUCAGAAACUUCUCAUGUCAGAGAUGUCAUUUCUGAAACUGGUAGUUUUGAAAACACAGCAAUCUGUUCUCAAUGUGGUUGUUGUUAUCAAGUCAUUAUUCAAACUGAGGAGAAUAUUGAGCUUUGUCCACAAUGCAGCAGGAAAACCACAUUGUUGAGAGCAAACCUCCCUGAGACAGUGUUGGCUGUAUCUGAAGGUUCUUCAGAGAUUUCUACAAACAUGCCCAAAGAAGAAGAAAAUUCAACAGCUGAAACAGGCCAGCUAAGGACUGCAUCUGAACUUUCUCAAUUUCCCCUUGGCGAACAUGGUUAUGACGAAAGUGAAACUUCAUGCAGCGAACUAAACCGGGUUCACUCACAAAACAGUUCAAAUCCAAGUUCACUGAAGGAGGGAGGUGAGCAUAUGCCUACAAACUGGCUAGAGAUGAACCAAUCAGGAGUUGAUGAAAUUGGGGAUCAGUUGUUGGAUCACUACAGUGAUCGCCCAGAUAUGGACAUGGACCCCAUGGAAGCCACCGGCAUUUCUGUAUUGUUGAAAAGGUCCAGCAGCAACAAAGGACCUAUUGUUCGGGCAAGGACUUUUACUGCCACAACUAUAUCUUAUGAUGACCUGUCUCUUUCAAGAGACAGUUUAAACAGUAUAAGAAGCUCUACGAGACCUGGCAGUUAUUCUGCAUCAUCAUCAACUGAUUUUAGCUCUACUAAACAAACAGAGUUUCAUAUGCACAGGCAGUUGAGUGGCCGGAAAUUGGAUGCAGACUGCGGACAUGAUUUAAGGAUUAAGCCUCCAAGCACCGCCGGUUCAUCUUUCUCUAUAACUUCAAACCGUUCUCACCAUGAAGUAGGUCUUGCAAAUCGAGAAACUUCCGGCAACACAGAAUGUAGCCCUGUGGAGGAUAUACCUCAAGUUCUGCAUGAAUAUCAAGCUUCAGAAAAUACAAUGAUAGAUUUAAAUCAAGCUUCUCCUAUCGAUUCAACUUUUGUUGAUGAAGAAAAACUAGGAAAUGAUGAUAGUAGUAGAGGAAAUAAUGUUUGCAGCUCAGAACUUUUAAGCCACACAACUGGUGUUCGACCUGAUGACAAUUUAGUGACAUCAUUUCCAGAUCCCGGGGAUUGUAUUUCAAUUGAAAAUGUUGAAGACCAUUCAGAUAUUGCAAGGAGUGUCUCAAAUACAGAAACAUCGGUUAGGACUCCAGAGUCAUCAUGUCAUGAGAAUCUUGAUGUGCAGAGUUAUGAUGUUAAUGACCUGAAUGCUUCGGUUAUUGCCAACUGUUCUACAAUCACAGAAUCAGAAAUCAAAGGGGAAGAUACUGAUCUGGCAUCAAAGUGUGCCCUUGAUGACUUACAGGAACUUUCUGCUCGAAAUCCUUCCAAUGAUUGUCACACUGCUUCUGUUUCAGAGCUCAAUGCACCCGAGUCCCAUGGAUCUGAGGAAUCAACGGUUACAGUGGAGUAUCUAGAUGCAGGCAACACUAGAAGUCUGACACUUGAAGAGGCAACCGAUACAAUCCUCUUUUGCAGUUCUAUCAUCCAUGAUCUAGCAUAUCAAGCUGCAACGAUAGCAAUGGAAAACGAAUGCUCAGGUCCAUUCGAAGGUUCUGAACCAACCGUAACUUUAUUGGGGAAAUCGGUUCCUGACAGAAAGGAUAUUCGCAGACGACCUGUUAGCAAGCGUACUGUAAAAACUCCAAAGAGCAGACCAAAGAGUGUGGAAACUGGUGUCAAAAUCGUUUCUGGCAAGACGGAGAAUGAUGAAAAUAUCGACGAGUCUUUCACAAAUAAUGUCGGGCUUCCUAACAAAGUAGAUAAUAGUAUGAAGCCCCCAAAGCUUGAAUCAAAGUGCAAUUGCAUAAUAAUGUGAGAGUCCAAUGCUUUCAAUUCCAGCACCUAUACUACAAGAUCCUAGCCAAGUUCUUGAGCGUUUAUGGUUUUGAUUGGGAUGAUAAUAACCAUUGCCAAUUGGUUUAUGUUGAUUCUAUUCCAAUAUAUUUUGUAACAAAUGCCACGUUGUGUUUGACAUAGUUGUAAAGUUUAUUAUUUAUUAUUUUUUUUUACCUUUUUUCUGUUAGUAGGCUAUUAUCAGAUAUAAGGCAUUUUGGAGGAUUGUGCUGUGUCUGUGCCCCCUCCACAUGCUGCAUUCUUGUUUGUUAUGUCAGCUAAGUGAUCUAUUAAAGGAAGUGUGAAAAGCAUUCAUAUUCA
Lathyrus oleraceus (garden pea) is the source of this 4298-nucleotide messenger RNA. RefSeq lists its product as uncharacterized. Lineage: Eukaryota; Viridiplantae; Streptophyta; Magnoliopsida; Fabales; Fabaceae. Gene Ontology annotation, cellular component: cortical microtubule. The transcript has 7 exons. The record is from RefSeq and is a predicted model, not a curated record. Gene Ontology annotation, biological process: cortical microtubule organization. The coding region runs from base 538 to 3960 and encodes 1140 amino acids.